This is a messenger RNA of Canariomyces notabilis, 1801 nucleotides long. RefSeq names its product ribokinase-like protein. The transcript has a single exon. Lineage: Eukaryota; Fungi; Ascomycota; Sordariomycetes; Sordariales; Chaetomiaceae. Gene Ontology annotation, molecular function: ribokinase activity. Gene Ontology annotation, biological process: D-ribose metabolic process. Bases 333 to 1439 code for a protein of 368 amino acids. The record is from RefSeq and is a predicted model, not a curated record.
UCCCAAGUUUGAGUUAGUCCUAAUACCUCAUGUCAAUGUGUAUACGAUUAACUAGUGAAUUCUAUCUUCUUCUAUCUUUUUUGAAUCUUUCCUCAUCAAUGUGUAGACAUGUGACUGAGCAGCAGCGUUCUUCAUACCCCACCUCUCGACUUAGUUGAACCAAACAACUCCACCACAGAAACAGACAACACACACAGAAUCAGGUCCAUUUCCGUACACACAGUUUCUGCACGGAUUUCAGAGAAGAGUCUAACAAGAGAAUAUCAGUCCCUUCUUUUUCCCCACUGUUCUCACCACACCAUCAAUCAAAUUUCCCAGCAAAACUCAGCACAAUGGCAUCAUCAGCCAGCGGAGCCCUCCCGCACAUCGCCGUCCUCGGCUCCCUCAACAUGGACCUGGUCGCCUACGUCCCGCACCACCCCCGGCCGGGCGAGACGCUGACGGCAGACAAGUUUGUCACGUCGCCGGGAGGCAAGGGCGCCAACCAGGCCGUGGCCUGCGCCAAGCUCUCGCGGAACCGUCCUGGCAAAGGGGCAAAGGGCAGGGAGGAGGAAACGAAGAUGGCCUCACCUACCUGCUUCGCAAACUACGACGGUGAUGAUGGAGAAGGAGCGACUGCCCACGUCAGCAUGCAGGGCUGUGUCGGGUCCGACGGGUACGGGGCGCAGCUGCGGGCGAACCUGGCGCGGCACGGGGUGGAUGUCGACGGGGUGGAGAUCAAGCAGGGCCUAAAGACGGGCGUGGCGCUCAUCAUUGUCGAUGGGCCGACGGGGGAAAACAGGAUUGUGCUGAGUCCCGAGGCGAAUCAUGCUGGCUUUCAGGAGGAGGAGGAGGAACAGCAGCAGCAGGGCGGGGCUCCGCGUUCGGACAAGGUGAGGAAAUUGCUGCAGGGAAAGGCGGGUAGAAUGCCGGACUUGCUUAUCAUGCAGCUGGAGAUCCCGCUCGAGAUCGUGGUUGCCGCUGUUGAGGUCGCUCGUGCGGAAGGGGUGGAUGUGUUGCUUAAUCCGGCGCCGGCGAGGAAGUUGCCUGAGGACGUCUUCAAUGGGUUGGCGCAUCUGGUGGUGAACGAGACGGAGGCCGCGAUUCUGGGCGAGGUGGAGGAGAGGGAAGUGGACCAAGUAGAGGGGUUGGAGACGGUUGCGAAGCGGUUUAUUGACAAAGGGGUGAGGAACGUGAUUAUCACACUAGGGGGGCGGGGGGUGUACUACAUGAGCAAGGACGGGAGGAAAGGGCUGGUGCCGGCUGAGAAGGCAAAUGUAGUCGAUACUACGGCUGCAGGGGACACCUUUGUAGGGAGAUAUGCUCUGGAUGCUGUUGGGAAGAAGGACGCCGAGUUUGACAUCGAGACAGCGGUCAGUAAAGCAAAUAAAGCGGCAGCGAAGACGGUCGAGAGGGUGGGCGCACAGGACUCGAUUCCUUGGAGGGAUGAGUUGGAGUGAAAAGAAGGGUUUCAAUUCGCGAACAAAGGACGAGUAAAGCUAAACACUGGUGUUUCACCGUGCCGCAGCUCAGGGGUUGCUAUUGCUAUGUCCUACGGGUUCACAUAGGCUGGCUUGAUUGUAUUGUAGCCAUCGUGUCGCACCGGUUUGAUGCUCUCCAGGUCAAAGUUAUUCAGCACGCGCAGAUUGAAAGGCCGCACGUCGAUGUUAUGCGCCCGACGCUUCCGCAUAUCUUCUGGCAGUGCGGCAAUCUCCUCAUCUGUGAGGGGAUUCAGGUCGAGGAAUAUCUGUACUCCGCAUGUCUUACAUUUUGCGAUUCGCCCGACACGCGAGUGAGUGACAUAGUAGCUCAAGUUCUCAGU